This is a messenger RNA of Closterium sp. NIES-65, 273 nucleotides long. NCBI's taxonomy places the organism in Eukaryota, Viridiplantae, Streptophyta, Zygnematophyceae, Desmidiales, Closteriaceae. The record is from the annotation of a GenBank genome assembly.
AUGGUCACUGGUGCUCACAGGUGGUCUGUGGUGGUCUGUGGUACUCACAGGUGGUCUGCGGUGCUCACAGGUGGUCUCUGGUACUCACAGGUGGUCUGUGGUGCUCACAGGUGGUCUGCGGUGCUCACAGGUGGUCUGUGGUGCUCACAGGUGGGCUGCGGUGCUCACAGGUGGGCUGCGGUGCUCACAGGUGGUCUGUGGUACUCACAGGAAGGCAAGUCCGGAAAGGCGGCCCAUAGCCUCUGGGAUGCUGCCGGUGAUGCUGUUGUUUGA